This is a messenger RNA of Chironomus riparius, 2526 nucleotides long. The record is from the annotation of a GenBank genome assembly. Lineage: Eukaryota; Metazoa; Arthropoda; Insecta; Diptera; Chironomidae.
CAAAAAAUUAAGUGUCGUUAUGAAAUGAAAAUCACCAAUUAAGCCUUUUAUUCAUCAUAUAUCGUUAUGUUUUCAUUAAUUAACAUAAAAUAAAUCUUUCAAACUGUUUAAAACGUUCUCAAACAAACAAUAAACAUAAUUUUUCUAGGAUUACUUUUCCAACGAAAACCAAGUGUUCAAAUUCUAAUUUCAACCGUUAUUUAUAAAGAGAUUUAACCAAAAUUUCAUUAAAAAACAAUUUAACCACUUUAAUUACAUGAAUUGAGCAUAAUUAAGCAUAAAGGUAAAUUUUCGAAAAGUCGUGACUUGAUUUGCAGCAAGGAGUGGCAUCAGAAAUCAUUCCGAGAUACGAGAAUAUAUAUGAGUAUAUAGAACAACCUUAACGACAACCCUGGAUUGUAUAUCUUUCAAAGAAUAAAAAUAAGAAAGUUCGAACGAAAAAAAAAAUAAUAAAAAAAGGUAUAGAUGGCAACAGAGAAGACAACAGAUAGUCUCUUACUUAAAGAACCAAUGAAAGUAGCAGAAGUCCCUCAUAAAGAAAUUAUCCUUGUCGAAGACAAGUCGCAGUCAAAAAGUGAUAAUAUUGUAAAAGAGGACGAGGAAGAAAAUAGUAUGGAUAUUUCUAUGGAUCCUUCCGACAUGAUUUCACCCGAUAAUAAGACAAUUGCCGAAGAACGAAAGACUACGGGCAAUGCAGAGUACAAGGCUCAAAAUUAUCAUGCAGCAUUGAAAUAUUACUCUGAUGCCGUCUCUUUAUGUCCCGAGAAUCCAGCGUAUCUUGGCAACCGUAGUGCUUGCUAUAUGAUGUUAGCAAAUUACAAGGAAGCACUUAACGACGCAAAGAAGAGCAUCCAGUUAGACUCAAAAUUCGAAAAAGGAUACUUGAGAGCUGCUAAAUGUUGUCUUUUACUUGGCGAUCUCGUACAGACUGAACAAACAAUUAAGAGAUUCCUUGAACUUGAUCCCAAAAAUACCGCUUUAAAGGCAGAAAUACAGAAUCUUAAACAACUCAGGACAUUGGAUGACAAGGCGCUUCAGUGCUAUAAUAGACAGGAUUAUCGUACAUGUCUCUUUAAUCUAGAUUCGGCACUAAAAAUAGCUCAAGCUUGUCAACGAUAUAAGCUAUUGAAAGCUGAAUGUCUUGCAUUAUUGGGUAGGAUGGAAGAAGCAAAUGAUAUUGCCAUUGGAAUUAUGAAAAUUGAUUCAUCAAAUUGUGACGCUAUCUAUGUGCGCGGUUUGACACUUUAUUAUAGCGAUAAUUUAGAUAAGGGAAUUAUGCAUUUUGAAAGAACACUUGUCUUAGAUCCAGACCAUAAAAAAGCAAAAUUAAUGAGAACAAAGUCUCGAACUUUGAAGGACAAGAAGGAGCAAGGAAAUGAAUGCUUCAAAACCGGAAAAUAUCGUGAGGCGCUUACAAUCUACUCAGAAGCUCUUAGUAUUGACCCGCUCCAUAAAGAAAUAAACAGCAAAUUGUACUUCAAUCGAGCAACUGUCAACACGAAGCUUGGAAAUUUAAAUGAUGCUGUUCGUGAUUGCACAGAUGCCCUUAAAAUCAAUGAUAAAUAUGUAAAGGCUCUGCUUAGACGAGCUAGAUGCUAUUAUGACAUGGAAAAGUUCGAGGAAUCGAUUAAAGAUUAUGAAACUGCACUCAAACUUGACAAGUCAAUGGAAACAAAGAAUGCAUUAAAAGAUGCUAAGCUUCAAUUAAAGAAGAGUAAGCGUAAGGAUUAUUAUAAAAUUCUCGGUGUCACCAAAUCAGCAACAGAAGAUGAAAUCAAAAAAGCAUAUAGAAAACGUGCACUCAUACAUCAUCCAGAUAGACAUGCGAAUGCUACAGACGAAGAAAAGAAAGAUCAAGAGAAAAAGUUCAAGGAGGUUGGUGAAGCAUACACAAUACUUUCAGAUCCUGCCAAAAGAAGUCGCUACGACAAUGGACAAGAUCUUGAGGAUAUGGACAUGCCAGAAUUUGAUCCAAAUCAAAUGUUCCGACAGUUCUUUAGCUUCUCUGACGCUCAUUCUGGUGGUGGAUAUGGUGGUGGAAAUUCCUUCAGUUUCCAUUUCGGUUAAAGUGGUUUACGUUACUUACGACUCUAUACUACACAUACAUUUCAAUGAUCUACAGAAUGUGACCGCAAUGUUGUGGAGAGAGAUUAAAGCGGAAGGAAUGAAGUCGUUUUGCGGUUUGUGAUGGAUGAUUAAAAUUUUUAUUACAUUACUCUAAUUUUUCAUCAAAUACUUUUAUUUUAAAGAAAUAAAUAAUUGAAAUUAAAGAUAAAGCAUAAAUAAAAUUAAAUGUCAAGUUCGUAAUGCAAGUUCAAAAUCAUGAUAUUGUCCAAGUUUUAUAACAUUAAUCAAAGUAGUGACAUACCUUACUAGCAAUUCUAAUUGCGAUUGAAUAAAGAUUAUAGAAAAUUUACAUUUAAUUGCGAAAAUAUACCAGGACCUAAUAAAAUAGAUCUAAACAAAGAAUAAACAUGAAAUAACAGCAUAUAUUGAAAAUUUAGAAAUUUGAAUUUUCGCCAGGAU